AUUUUUACGCCAUAGCUUGUCAAGCUCAUCAGGAUACAGAGUAUGAACGAUGUGAAAUUGAUUCCGAUGGUGUAUGUGGUCUUGGCUUUUGUUACGACGAAGGUAAAGGAGUCGAGAAAAACUUGGAAAAGGCACUCGAAUACUACGGAAAAGCCGAAUCCAUGGGUAGCGCUAUAGCAAAAGAAAUUUUAGAAAAGGAUAGAGAUGCUAGAUCUCAGGCCUGGACCAAAUUUGUUGAAAGCCGUUUCACCGAUAAACAUUCUACCAGUUUUCGCCGACA
Dentiscutata erythropus is the source of this 280-nucleotide messenger RNA. Lineage: Eukaryota; Fungi; Glomeromycota; Glomeromycetes; Diversisporales; Gigasporaceae. The record is from the annotation of a GenBank genome assembly.